AUGGCUGAAAAUAGAGAUCCUAGAAAAGAAAUGUUGAAAGAAAUCGUGAAUAGAAAGAACAUGGGAGACAAGAAGUUCCAUUCUGAAACCUCGCUGCAGCAUUUUGGAGAGAUUGUGGACGAUGAUGAUGAUGAUGAUGUAUCUGACAGUGGAAAAGAUCCAGGGGUGACGAACACAGCUCUGCCGUCUACCCCGUCAGUGGAGGAGUACCCAGGGCGGCGGCGGACCAUGUCGCAGCCUGGCCCGAUGUCUGGCAACCUGCUGACCGCCACAGCAGCACGCGCUGCCCGACGCCGACCCCAGAGGACUGUCAACUACGCUGACGCUGAUAAGACUGUAAGUGACAAACCCUCUGAUGACGAUUCUUUACCCCAAACACCUGCCGGAGACCUCACCCCAAGUCCUUCACCAUACACGGGCUACUACAGAAAUGGUGACCUGAAAUCUCUCACCCAUUUAAAAAUGCAUCGCGUCACGUUACGCAGCUACCGCGGCGGUAUGACUCCUAGGAAGCGGUCAGUGACCACAAUGGACGCGCAAUCCAUCCGGUCGGUAGAGACCCAUGCCCCACCACCGACGAGCCCUGAAGACAACGCCCGCCUUACUAAGAAAUAUCUCACGUUAAUAUUAAGUUGUAUGUACGCCGUGCUGCUGGUCACGCUAGGGUUAAUAAUUUACUUGUCAAGUCCUUUUGUGAAUAUCCUAGGAAAUAUAUAUUCUCUUGUAUUAUUGGGCUUUGGAUUUUCGUAUCAAAUGUAUCUAUUAAUAGAUAUAACACGAUACAAGCGAAAGGCGCUAAAGAACCAAAAAAUAAGGGGUGCUUACGAAAAUAAAAUCAGUGAUUUUUAUAAGAAACAAGAGGAAGAAUUCAACAAUGGUGACCGCACGCCUGAAGGUAGCAGAUCGCAGCAGAUUUACCCCUCUCCCAUACUGAAACCCCUUAAACACGACUACUGCUUCACACAUGGCAGACAUUCUGGAAGCUUCUAUCUGAAGCUAGGAGCCGCUGGAUUUGCGCUCGGCCAUUUGAUUCACUCAAUUUUGUUGAUCACUGUACAAAUAAGCUUCUAUUACGACGAGACUAUCGACAACGACGCCUGCGUCAAUCUCUUGCAGCUGACAUUCGACAUCUGCAGCCCACUUUACUGCUUUGUACAACUCUACUUCAUGUUCAAAUACUCGAAUGUACUGAUACUACGUGCUCAGGGCCUCGCGCACUUCGGUUUUAUGCAUAUGAUAGGAAGCAGCUUGUGUUUUUGGAUCAGUACAAUUGUACGGGAAACUGUGCUCGCUCUCACCAUAUACGCCAACACAGUGUACGGAAAUAAGACUGAUGGUACUGAGUACGAGACCAUGAGUGGCGCCUUUUAUAUUUCAGAAAUCAAGCCACAGCUGGAUGUGAGUGGUCUGUACGACGAGCGGUGUCAGGGCCCGGAAGCGAUCACCGUCAUCGUCGAAAACUUCUCGCCCUAUUUAUACCCUUUCAGCGUCGAAUUCAAUAUUUUCAUAGUGGCCGUGUAUUACAUAAUCUGGAACCACGUGGGUGCUUGUGACAACGAGGACAACGAGGACGGUGCGUCGAGUUUGGAAGACAAUCAGACGGUGUGCAAAAUUCCGACGGCGAACGAGGAGAACGAUUAUACAAGUAACAUAGUGAUCUACGCUGAUUGCCAUGCCUCCAACAAGGGCCUAUUCCUGGGGCUGAUACUCACUGUCAUAGUGGCCGGGUUGCUCAUCAUAGGAUUUGUCUUCAGCAGCGUCGACGGAGAUUUCUUAGAACUGGGCUACAAACUGAACGACAUAACGAAACUGGCGAUGCACGUGGUGCUAUUAUUCGCCGCGGUGUUCGCGUACAAUCAGACCCGGCAGCUGGACAUCAACGAACACCCUGUAUCGCUGCUGGACGAUAUCCUGCUCUUCAUCUGUCUGCCCGCCUUCUUCAUGGAGACCGUGUUCUCUAUGAUAGCUACCAUCAGCAUACUGAACGUCGUUAAGACCAUAGACGCGCUUCUGAUGACCAUACAAAUCUUGGUGCAGACGACUCUCCUAGUGGACGGGUUGCGUCGAUGCAGCAACAGCAGGAAGCUCCGGCGGAAGAAACCCGGCAGGGAGCUGGUCAUGUUCCUCCUCAUUACCAACGUAGCCAUGUGGCUAUUCAACACUUUCUCCUACAAAUCCCCGGAGAGCUUGGACGAGAGAUACGAGUACUACGGCAAGGCUAUCUGGACGAUAUUGGGCCAUAUCAGCCUACCUCUGAUCAUGUUCUACAGAUUCCACUCGAGCGUCUGCUUCGCUGAUAUGUGGGAUGCCGCUUAUAAGCCUGGCUCGGAUCAUUGA
Molecule: messenger RNA, 2337 nt
Organism: Aricia agestis (brown argus)
Lineage: Eukaryota; Metazoa; Arthropoda; Insecta; Lepidoptera; Lycaenidae
Product: proton channel OtopLc-like
Exons: 16
Coding region: 1-2337 (778 amino acids)
Biological process (GO): proton transmembrane transport
Cellular component (GO): membrane
Molecular function (GO): proton channel activity
Source: RefSeq, a predicted model, not a curated record